AUGGCUGCUGCUUCUUCCUGCAUAGCUUGCAAUGGCACUGCCGAUGAGAAGGAGGAGAAGCGCAAGUGUGAGCUCAUCGGGUACGAAGCACUGCCGGAGUGGCUCAAGGACAACGAGUUCAUCCAUGGCUACUACCGCUGCGAGUGGCCGAUGAAGGAGACCAUCCUCAGCAUCUUCUCCAUCCACAACGAGACCCUCAAUGUUUGGUCGCAUUUGAUAGGGUUCCUGCUGUUCCUGUGCCUGACAAUCGUCACAGCAAUGGUGAUCCCAAGGAACGGCAGCAGCAGCAGGAGCAGCGGUAGCAGCACUGCAUACCAGCUGGGAGAUCUGGUGGAGAUGGCCAAGGCCAACAUGACGGUAGCGCUGAGGCACGAGGCACUUGCAGCGUGUUUCCUGCUGCCACCAUCUGCUGCUGCUGCUUCAGCUGCUUUGUCUGAAGAUGGUCAGCAGAUCCCAACCAGCUGUCCACCCAACACUUCCUCCUCUCACCAUCAUGCCAUCCAGAUCCAGGGCAGCACUGGUAAUACGGCGGCCACCAUGGACGCCGCCGGCACCGGCACCACCGCCGCCGACCCCAUCACGCGGUGGCCGCUGUUCGCGUACCUGGGCGGCGCGAUGGUGUGCCUGCUGACGAGCAGCGCGUGCCACCUGAUCCUGUGCCACUCGGAGCGCACGGCGUACGUGACGCUGCGCCUCGACUACGCCGGCAUCGCCGCGCUGAUCGCCACCUCCUUCUACCCGCUGGCCUACUACUCCUUCCUCUGCGACCGGGCCCUGCAGCGGCUCUACAUGGGCUCCAUCACGGCGAUGGGCGCCGCCGCCGUGACGGCGUCGCUGGUGCCGGCGUUCCAGGCGCCCCAGCUGCGCCCGCUCCGCGCCGCGCUCUUCUCCUGCAUGGGCGCGUCGGGGGCGCUGCCCAUCGCACACAAGCUGCUCCUCUACGGCGGCACCGCGCCGGGCGCCGUGGCGUCGGCCGGGUACGAGGCGCUCAUGGGCGCGCUCUACGCGCUCGGCGUCGCCGUGUACGCCGCGCGUGUACCCGAGCGGUGGGCGCCCGGGAGGUUCGACCUCGUCGGCCACAGCCACCAGCUGUUCCACCUCUUCGUCAUCGCCGGCGCGUACGCGCACUACCUCGCCGGAGUCGAGUACCUCAAAUGGAGGGACGUCGACAAAUGCUAG
Miscanthus lutarioriparius is the source of this 1179-nucleotide messenger RNA. The record is from the annotation of a GenBank genome assembly. NCBI's taxonomy places the organism in Eukaryota, Viridiplantae, Streptophyta, Magnoliopsida, Poales, Poaceae.